AACCCAUCAGCAGCCAUGAAACUCCUCUUAUUGACUCUCUUGUGUUUCUGUGGCUUCACGCUCUUCACUGUGGAAGGUGUGGGAAGCGAAGUCAUGAGAAGGAGUUUUUGUGUGAGCCUGACAAGCAAGCCUCUACCUGUCAACUCAGUCAAGAGCUACAUCAUUGAAGAGGGCCCGAUGAGAGCAGUGAUUUUUGUCACCCGCAGAGGACUUAAAAUCUGUGCUGAUCCUGAUGUCAACUGGGCCCGAGGAAUCAUCAAAACUGUGAACAGCAGAAGCAAAAGGAGAAAUAUGAUCCAGACUAAGCCAACAGGAACACAACCACAAACUGACAGGACCAUGACCACAUCUGGGAAGCCAUCAUCCAACUAGGAGUGUGGUGGAAUGGAAAGAAUGCUGUACUUGAAGUCAAGAAGAUCUGGGUUCAAAUCC
This is a messenger RNA of Trichosurus vulpecula (common brushtail), 432 nucleotides long. Its product is annotated as cytokine SCM-1 beta-like. NCBI's taxonomy places the organism in Eukaryota, Metazoa, Chordata, Mammalia, Diprotodontia, Phalangeridae. The record is from RefSeq and is a predicted model, not a curated record. The transcript is spliced from 3 exons. Gene Ontology annotation, biological process: lymphocyte chemotaxis; positive regulation of GTPase activity; chemokine-mediated signaling pathway. Gene Ontology annotation, cellular component: extracellular region. Gene Ontology annotation, molecular function: chemokine activity; CCR chemokine receptor binding. The coding region runs from base 16 to 372 and encodes 118 amino acids.